This is a messenger RNA of Xyrauchen texanus (razorback sucker), 6046 nucleotides long. Its product is annotated as myosin heavy chain, fast skeletal muscle. The transcript has 40 exons. The coding region runs from base 67 to 5877 and encodes 1936 amino acids. Gene Ontology annotation, molecular function: actin filament binding; cytoskeletal motor activity; ATP binding. Lineage: Eukaryota; Metazoa; Chordata; Actinopteri; Cypriniformes; Catostomidae. The record is from RefSeq and is a predicted model, not a curated record. Gene Ontology annotation, cellular component: myosin complex.
UCUUAGAAUCACCCAGAAACAUCAGUCACGUUUUCUCUCUGGACAGAACCGCAGUAAACUGCAAACAUGGGAGACGGUGAAAUGGAGUGUUUUGGCCCGGCGGCCGUUUUCCUCCGUAAGCCAGAAAGAGAGAGAAUAGAGGCUCAAAACACCCCCUUUGAUGCCAAAACAGCAUUCUUUGUGACCGAGCCAGAUAACAUGUACCUGAAGGGUACUCUUGUUAGCAAAGAAGGUGGCAAAGCUACUGUCAAAACUCUGUGUGGGAAAUCUCUUACGGUGAAAGAAAAUGAAAUCUUCCCUAUGAAUCCACCCAAGUUUGACAAAAUUGAGGACAUGGCCAUGAUGACCCACCUCAAUGAGCCUGCUGUGCUGUAUAAUCUCAAAGAACGUUACGCAGCAUGGAUGAUCUAUACCUACUCUGGCUUGUUCUGCGUCACUGUCAAUCCAUACAAGUGGCUCCCAGUGUACGAUUCAGUUGUUGUUGCUGGAUACAGAGGCAAAAAGAGGAUUGAAGCCCCUCCUCACAUCUUCUCCAUCUCUGACAACGCCUAUCAGUUCAUGCUCACUGACAGGGAGAAUCAGUCUAUCCUGAUUACUGGAGAAUCUGGUGCAGGAAAGACUGUCAACACCAAACGUGUAAUCCAGUAUUUUGCGACAAUCGCUGUAGCAGGAGGGAAGAAGACAGAACAUGUUGCUGGCAAAAUGCAGGGUUCACUAGAAGAUCAAAUCAUUGCAGCCAAUCCCCUGCUGGAGGCUUAUGGUAAUGCCAAGACUGUUAGGAACGACAACUCUUCCCGUUUUGGUAAAUUCAUCAGGAUUCACUUUGCCACCACUGGAAAACUGGCUUCAGCUGAUAUUGAAACUUAUCUGCUGGAAAAGUCAAGAGUAACAUUCCAGCUGUCUGCUGAGAGGAGCUACCACAUCUUCUACCAGCUCAUGACUGGACACAAGCCAGAACUGAUCGAGGCCCUGCUGAUCACCACCAAUCCAUAUGACUAUCCAAUGAUCAGCCAGGGUGAAAUCACUGUCAAGAGUAUCAAUGAUGUGGACGAGUUCAUUGCCACAGAUACUGCCAUUGACAUUCUGGGCUUCACUGCUGAUGAGAAAAUAAGCAUCUACAAGCUGACAGGUUCUGUGAUGCAUCAUGGCAGCAUGAAGUUCAAGCAGAAGCAGAGAGAGGAGCAGGCUGAACCAGAUGGCAAUGAGGUGGCUGAUAAAAUCGCAUACCUCAUGGGCCUGAACUCUGCUGACAUGCUGAAAGCUUUGUGCUACCCAAGAGUAAAGGUUGGAAAUGAGUUUGUGACCAAAGGACAGACGGUCCCCCAGGUGAACAAUGCUGUCUCAGCUCUCUGUAAGUCUGUCUAUGAGAAAAUGUUCCUGUGGAUGGUCGUCCGUAUCAAUGAGAUGUUGGACACAAAGCAGCCCAGACAGUUCUUCAUUGGUGUGUUGGACAUCGCUGGAUUUGAGAUCUUCGAUUUCAACAGUUUGGAGCAGCUCUGCAUCAACUUCACAAAUGAGAAACUGCAACAGUUCUUCAACCAUCACAUGUUUGUGCUGGAGCAAGAGGAGUACAAGAAAGAAGGCAUUGACUGGGAGUUCAUUGACUUUGGUAUGGACUUGGCUGCCUGCAUUGAGCUUAUUGAGAAGCCAAUGGGCAUCUUCUCCAUCCUUGAAGAGGAGUGCAUGUUCCCCAAGGCCACAGACACAAGCUUUAAAAAUAAGCUGCAUGAUCAGCAUCUUGGCAAAACUGCAGCCUUCCAAAAGCCAAAGCCUGCCAAAGGCAAGGCAGAGGCCCACUUCUCUCUGGUGCACUACGCCGGCACUGUUGACUACAACAUUUCUGGCUGGUUGGACAAGAACAAGGACCCACUGAAUGAUUCAGUUGUUCAACUCUACCAGAAGUCAUCCCUCAAACUGCUGGCAUUUCUGUAUGCCGCUCAUGCAUCUACUGAAGGUGAAGGUGGUGGAAAGAAAGCAGGCAAGAAGAAGGGUGGUUCCUUCCAGACUGUGUCUGCGCUGUUUAGGGAGAACUUGGGAAAGCUGAUGACUAACCUGAGGAGCACUCACCCUCACUUUGUGCGCUGCUUGAUUCCUAAUGAGUCCAAGACUCCAGGUCUGAUGGAGAACUUCCUGGUUAUCCACCAGCUCAGGUGUAAUGGUGUGCUAGAGGGUAUCAGAAUUUGUAGAAAGGGUUUUCCCAGCAGAAUCCUCUAUGGUGACUUCAAGCAGAGAUACAAGGUUUUAAAUGCUAGUGUCAUCCCUGAGGGACAGUUUAUUGACAACAAAAAGGCUUCAGAGAAACUCUUGGGCUCAAUUGAUGUUGACCACACCCAGUACAAGUUUGGGCACACUAAGGUGUUUUUCAAAGCUGGUCUACUGGGUAGCCUUGAGGAGAUGAGAGAUGAGAAACUAGCUGCGCUAGUUACCAUGACCCAGGCCCUUUGUCGUGGCUUCCUCAUGAGGAGGGAGUUUGUCAAGAUGAUGGAGAGGAGAGAGUCCAUCUUUGCCAUUCAAUACAACAUCCGCUCAUUUAUGAAUGUGAAACACUGGCCAUGGAUGAAGCUGUAUUUCAAGAUCAAGCCUCUUCUGAAGAGUGCAGAGACUGAAAAAGAAAUGGCUGCCAUGAAAGAGACCUUUGAGAAAACAAAAGAUGAUUUAGCAAAGGCAUUAGCCAAGAAAAAGGAUCUUGAGGAGAAGAUGGUAUCUCUAAUUCAAGAAAAGAAUGAUUUGUUAUUACAAGUUCAAUCUGAGACAGAGAACCUCUCUGAUGCUGAGGAGAGAUGUGAAGGUCUCAUCAAAAGCAAGAUUCAGCUCGAGGCCAAACUCAAAGAGACAACCGAGAGACUGGAGGACGAGGAGGAAAUCAAUGCUGAACUGACGGCUAAGAAGAGGAAACUGGAAGAUGAAUGCUCUGAGCUGAAGAAAGAUAUUGAUGACCUGGAGCUCACCUUAGCAAAAGUGGAGAAGGAGAAACAUGCAACUGAAAAUAAGGUGAAAAACCUGACUGAGGAAAUGGCCUCUCAGGACGAGAGCAUAGCCAAGCUGACCAAAGAGAAGAAAGCCCUCCAAGAGGCACACCAGCAGACUCUUGAUGACCUUCAGGCAGAGGAAGACAAAGUUAACACUCUGACAAAGGCGAAGACAAAGCUUGAGCAGCAAGUGGAUGAUCUUGAGGGCUCUCUGGAGCAAGAGAAGAAGCUCCGUAUGGACCUUGAGAGAGCCAAGAGGAAGCUUGAGGGUGAUCUGAAACUGGCACAGGAGUCCAUAAUGGACCUGGAGAAUGACAAACAACAAUCAGAGGAGAAGAUUAAAAAGAAGGACUUUGAGAUAAGCCAGUUUCUCAGCAAGAUUGAAGAUGAACAGUCUUUGGGAGCACAGCUUCAGAAGAAGAUCAAAGAACUUCAGGCCCGAAUUGAGGAGCUGGAAGAAGAAAUUGAGGCUGAGCGAGCUGCUCGUGCUAAAGUUGAGAAGCAGAGAGCUGAUCUGUCCAGGGAACUUGAAGAGAUCAGCGAGAGGCUUGAGGAAGCUGGUGGUGCCACUUCUGCCCAGAUUGAGAUGAAUAAGAAGCGUGAAGCUGAAUUCCAGAAGUUGCGUCGUGAUCUUGAAGAAUCCACCUUACAGCAUGAAGCUACAGCAGCAGCUCUCCGGAAGAAGCAGGCAGACAGUGUGGCUGAGCUGGGAGAACAGAUCGACAACCUCCAGCGUGUCAAGCAGAAGCUGGAGAAGGAGAAGAGUGAAUACAAGAUGGAGAUUGAUGACUUAUCAAGCAACAUGGAAGCUGUGGCUAAAUCAAAGGCAAACCUUGAGAAGAUGUGUCGUACAUUGGAGGACCAAGUGAGCGAGCUAAAAACCAAGAACGAUGAGCAUGUACGCCAACUUAAUGAUAUCAAUACCCAAAAAGCAAGGCUGCAAACUGAAAAUGGUGAAUUUGGGCGUCAAUUGGAUGAGAAAGAAUCUCUCGUUUCUCAACUGACAAGAAGCAAACAAGCUUACACUCAGCAGAUUGAGGAACUCAAAAGACAUAUAGAAGAAGAGGUUAAGGCCAAAAAUGCCCUGGCCCAUGCGGUUCAGUCUGCCCGCCAUGACUGUGAUUUGCUCAGAGAGCAGUUUGAGGAGGAACAGGAGGCCAAAACUGAACUGCAGCGUGGAAUGUCUAAAGCCAACAGUGAGGUGGCUCAGUGGAGAACCAAAUAUGAGACUGAUGCCAUUCAGCGCACUGAGGAGCUUGAGGAAUCAAAGAAAAAGUUGGCCCAACGUCUGCAGGAAGCUGAAGAAUCCAUUGAGGCUGUGAACUCCAAAUGUGCCUCUCUGGAAAAGACCAAACAGAGACUGCAGGGUGAAGUAGAGGACCUCAUGAUUGAUGUGGAGAGGGCAAAUGCAUUGGCUGCCAACCUUGACAAGAAGCAGAGAAACUUUGACAAGGUCCUGGCAGAAUGGAAACAGAAGUAUGAAGAAAGCCAGGCUGAACUGGAAGGUACUCAGAAAGAAGCUCGUUCUCUCAGCACUGAGAUUUUCAAGAUGAAGAAUUCCUAUGAAGAAGCUCUUGACCAGCUGGAGACCCUGAAGAGGGAGAACAAGAAUCUUCAACAGGAGAUCUCUGACCUGACUGAGCAGCUUGGAGAGACCGGAAAAAGCAUUCAUGAACUGGAAAAGGCAAAGAAAACAGUGGAGGUUGAGAAAUCUGAAAUACAGACUGCAUUGGAAGAAGCUGAGGGCACCCUGGAACAUGAAGAGUCCAAGAUUCUUCGUGUCCAGCUUGAGCUGAAUCAAAUUAAGAGUGAGAUUGACAGGAAGCUUGCUGAGAAGGAUGAGGAGAUAGAACAGAUCAAGAGGAACAGCCAAAGAGUAAUUGAAUCCAUGCAGAGCACUCUGGACGCUGAGGUCAGGAGCAGAAAUGAUGCCCUUAGAGUCAAGAAGAAGAUGGAAGGAGAUCUUAAUGAAAUGGAGAUUCAGCUGAGUCAUGCCAACCGCCAGGCUGCUGAGGCCCAGAAACAGCUCAGGAAUGUCCAAGGCCAGCUCAAGGAUGCCCAACUGCACCUUGACGAAGCUGUCAGAGGACAGGAGGACAUGAAGGAGCAGGUUGCCAUGGUGGAGCGCAGGAAUAAUCUGAUGCAAGCAGAGAUCGAGGAGCUGAGAGCUGCACUGGAUCAAACAGAGAGAGGCCGCAAAGUGGCAGAGCAGGAGCUGGUUGAUGCCAGUGAACGUGUGGGACUGCUGCACUCUCAAAAUACAAGUCUUAUUAACACAAAGAAGAAACUUGAGGCUGAUCUGAUUCAGGUUCAAGGUGAGGUGGAUGAUGUAGUUCAAGAGGCCAGAAAUGCUGAGGAGAAGGCCAAGAAGGCCAUCACUGAUGCUGCCAUGAUGGCUGAGGAGCUGAAGAAGGAGCAGGACACCAGCGCUCACCUGGAAAGGAUGAAGAAGAACCUGGAGCUUACUGUCAAAGAUCUACAGCAUCGUCUAGAUGAAGCUGAGAGUCUGGCCAUGAAAGGAGGCAAGAAACAGCUCCAGAAACUGGAGUCCAGGGUGCGGGAGUUGGAGGCUGAAGUUGAAGGUGAACAGAGACGUGGUGCUGAUGCUGUAAAAGGAGUGCGCAAAUAUGAGAGAAGAGUUAAGGAGCUCACCUACCAGACUGAAGAAGACAAGAAGAAUGUGACUAGACUGCAGGAUCUGGUAGACAAGCUGCAGCUGAAAGUGAAGGCCUAUAAGCGCCAGGCUGAGGAAGCUGAGGAGCAGGCCAACACUCACCUGUCCAGGUACAGGAAGGUGCAGCAUGAGCUGGAGGAGGCUCAAGAGCGUGCUGACAUUGCGGAGUCCCAGGUCAACAAGCUGAGAGUCAAGAGUCGUGAUGCUGGAAAGGGCAAAGAAGCAGAGGAGUGAAAUAUAACUGUCAGAGACAGUAGCAAGUCAUCAUAUAAUAUGAAAUGCUUUUGAAAUAUUAGUUUGCAAAUAGAAACAAUAAAAGGUAAACCAUGAAAAUGUUCUGCUUUUGUUUUCCUAUAAUUAUCAAACACUUAAAUAAAACUGUGCCCUAAUGUUCCCAUCUAAA